AUGGGAUCCCUGUGGAACUGGUGGGCCCUCUGGGCCGGAACAACCCUCCUAUGGGCUCGGCUCUCCCAAGCAGAGGUUUCCUGCCAAGGCAUUCAGUGUACAUCUGGGCAGCGCUGCCAGAUGGUGAGUGGGAAGGCCAGGUGUGUGGCAGAGUCCACAGCUGUCUGCCGCGCCCAGGGUGAUCCCCAUUACACCACCUUUGAUGGCCGUCGCUAUGACAUGAUGGGCACCUGUUCCUACACCAUGGCUGAGCUGAGUGGAGAGGAUGAGACCCUGCCGGCCUUCAGUGUGGAGGCAAAGAAUGAGCACCGGGGCAGCCGCCAAGUCUCCUACGUGGGCUUGGUCACAAUCUACGCCUACAGCCACUCAGUAUCGCUGGUUCGUGGGGAAACUGGCUUUGCCCGGAUCGACAAUCAGCGCUCGCGUCUCCCUGCCUCCCUGAGCGAGGGUCGCCUGCGUGUGUAUCAGAGUGGAACACGAGGUGUUAUAGAGCUGGACUUUGGGCUGCUGGUCACCUACAACUGGGAUAGCCAGCUGACCCUAAGCCUGCCCAAGCGCUUCCAAAACCAGGUUUGGGGGCUGUGUGGCAACUAUAAUGGAGACCCUGCCGACGACUUCCUCACACCUGACGGGGAACAGGCUCCAGAUGCCUUGGAAUUUGCAAAUAGCUGGAAGCUGGAUGAUGGGGACUACCUGUGUGAUGACGGCUGCCACACCACUUGUCCCUCCUGCACUGCAGGCCAGACCCAGCACUAUAAGGGGGACCGUCUCUGUGGCAUGCUCACUCUGUCCACAGGCCCCUUCUCGGCCUGCCACGAAUUCCUGGACCCCAAGCCUUUCCUGGAGGACUGUGUGUUUGACCUUUGUGUGACUGGAGGGGAACGCCUCAGCCUGUGCCGGAGCCUUAGCGCCUAUGCCCAGGCCUGUGCAGAACUGGGUGUCUCUGUUGGGAACUGGAGGUCACCAGCCAAUUGCCCUCUGUCCUGUCCAGCCAACAGCUGCUAUGAUCCUUGCAGCCCUGCCUGCCCAGCCUCCUGCAACCCAGAAGCUGCACCGACCAACUGCUCUGAGCGCCCUUGUGUGGAGGGCUGCGUGUGCCUUCCAGGCUUUGUGGCCAGUGGUGGUGACUGCGUGCCUGCGUCAUCCUGUGGCUGCACCUACCAGGGCCGCCCCCUGGCCCCCGGUCAGGAAGUCUUUGCUGAUGACCUGUGUCGGCGACGCUGCACCUGUGAUGCAGCCACCCAGAAGGUGGUCUGCAGGGACACAUCAGGAUGCCCUUCUGGGGAGCGCUGCCGUGUGCUGAACGGCCUCCUGGGUUGCUACCCAGACAACUUUGCCAGCUGCCAGGCAUCGGGAGACCCGCACUAUGUGAGCUUUGAUGGAAGACGCUUUGACUUUAUGGGUACCUGCACGUACCUGCUGGUGGGCUCGUGCGGCCAGGAUGCGGCCCUGCCCAACUUCAAGGUGCUGGUGGAAAAUGAACAUCGAGGAAGCCAGACUGUGAGCUACACGAGAGCAGUGCGGGUGUCGGCCCGAGGUGUAGAGGUGGCUGUGCGCAGGGAGUACCCCGGAAGAGUGCUGACAUUGUGUGGACACCCCACACCUCGCUUCUCCAGUUUCACCUUUGGUGUCUACAGAGAAAAGAUCGCCUGUCCUGACAACAGCCACUAUGAGCUCUGUGGCCCACCCUGCCCAGCCAGCUGCCCACCCCCUGCACGCCACACAACCCCAGCUGCGUGUGACGGGCCCUGUGUGGAGGGGUGCCAGUGUGACCAGGGCUAUGUGUUGAGUGCUGAUCGGUGUGUUCCCCUGGACAGUGGCUGUGGCUGCUGGGUCAACGGCACAUACCAUGAACCAGGCACUGAGUUUUGGACUGAUGCCACCUGCUCUGCGAGGUGUCACUGUGGACCUGGAGGUGAUUCUUUGGUCUGCACAUCUGCCAGCUGUGGGCUGGGUGAGGAGUGCGCCUUGUUGCCCUCCGGCCAGCUUGGCUGCCAACCUACAAGCACAGCUGAGUGCCAAGCCUGGGGUGAUCCCCAUUACAUCACUCUAGAUGGGCACCGGUUUGACUUCCAAGGCACCUGCGAGUACCUGCUCAGUGCACCCUGCCAUGCAGCACCCACAGGGGCUGAAUACUUCAAUGUCACUGUGGUGAAUGAGCACAGGGGCAGCCAGGCUGUCAGCUACACCCGCACUGUCACUCUCAACAUCUAUGGCCUCAGCCUGACCCUUAGUGCCCGCUGGCCCAGGCAGCUACAGGUGAACGGAGAGUUCGUUGCUCUGCCCUUCCAUCUGGACCAGCGACUGAGCAUUUACCUAAGUGGAGCAGAUGUAGUGGUGAACACUGCCUCUGGGCUCUCCCUGGCUUUUGACGGGGACAGUUUCGUUCGCCUGCACGUGCCUGCAGCCUAUGCAGGUGCCCUCUGUGGCCUGUGUGGGAACUACAACAAAAAUCCCAAGGAUGACCUGACAGCAGUAGAUGGGAAACCUGAGGGCUGGAAGGUUGGCGGAACCCCAGGCUGUGACCAGUGCGUGACUGAGCCUUGCCCACAGCCCUGCACACCUGAGCAACAGGAACCCUUCCGUGGCCCCGACGCCUGUGGCAUAAUCUCAUCCCCCGAAGGCCCACUGGCACCCUGCCACAGCCUCGUGCCACCCACGCAGUACUUCGAGGCUUGCUUGCUGGAUGCCUGUCAGGUUCAGGGCCAUCCAGGAGGCCUCUGUCCUGCCAUUGCCACCUAUGUGGCAGCUUGUCAGGCUGCUGGGGCCCAACUUGGAGAGUGGAGGAAGCCAGACUUCUGUCCUCUCCAGUGUCCUGCCAACAGUCACUACCAGCUCUGUGGUGACUCCUGCCCUGUGAGUUGUCCAAGCCUCUUGCCCCCAGAGGGUUGUGAAACCACCUGCCGUGAGGGCUGUGUCUGUGAUUCUGGCUUUGUGCUCAGUGGAGACACUUGUGUGCCCGUGGGCCAGUGUGGCUGCCUCUACAAUGGACGCUACUACCCGCUAGGUACCACAUUCUACCCAGGCCCUGAGUGUGAGCGGCGCUGUGAAUGUGGGCCAGGUGGCCAGGUCAGCUGCCAGGACGGUGCAGACUGUGAGCCCUAUGAGGAGUGCCGCAUAGAGAAUGGCAUCCAGGCCUGCCAUCCCACUGGUUGUGGCCACUGCCUGGCUAACGGGGGCAUCCAUUAUGUCACCCUUGAUGGACGGGUGUAUGAUCUUCAUGGCUCCUGCUCCUAUGUCUUGGCACAAGUCUGUCACCCAAAACCUGGACAGGAGGAGUUUUCCAUUGUGCUUGAGAAGAACUCAGUUGGUGAUCCCCAACAUGUGACGGUUACAGUGGAUGGCCAGGUCGUGGUCCUGGCUAAAGGGCCACAGGUGACUGUGGAUGGUGAAACUGUGGUCCUGCCUGUGACGAAAGGCCAUGUGAGUGUGACUGCUGAAGGCCGAAACAUGGUUCUGCAGACGAGCAACGGGCUGAAGCUUCUCUUUGAUGGUGAUGCCCAUAUCCUCAUGUCCAUCCCUAGUCCCUUCCGUGGGCGGAUCUGUGGCCUCUGUGGGAACUUCAAUGGGAACUGGAGUGAUGACUUUGUGCUGCCCGAUGGAACAGUGGCCCCCAGUGCAGAGGCCUUUGGAGCUGAAUGGCGAGCUCCCGGCUCCUCCCUGGGUUGUGGUGAAGGCUGUGGGCCCCAAGGCUGCCCUGUGUGCUUGGCAGAGGAGACAAAAUCAUAUGAGAAAAACGAUGCCUGUGGGAAGAUCCGAGACCCCCAAGGUCCCUUCAAAGACUGCCACCAGGUUCUGAGUCCUUUGGAAUACUUCCGCCAGUGCGUGUAUGACCUGUGUGCCCAUAAGGGCAACAAAACAUACCUCUGCCGUAGCUUGGCAGCCUACACUGCAGCCUGCCAGGCAGCUGGUGCAACUGUGAAGCCCUGGAGGACAGACAGCUUCUGCCCUCUCCAGUGUCCCGACCACAGCCACUACUCUGUGUGCAUGAGCUCCUGCCAGGGCUCCUGUGCUGCCCUCUCUGGCCUCACCCAAUGCACCACUCGCUGCUUUGAAGGAUGUGAGUGUGACAACCACUACCUGCUCUCCCAGGGUGUGUGCAUUCCUGCCCACGACUGCGGCUGCACCUACAAUGGCCAGUAUAUGCCGGUGAACACCUCACUGAUGACCUCAGACUGCAGUGAACGCUGUUGCUGCUCUUCAAGAACUGGCCUGACAUGCUAUGCAGUUGGCUGCCCAUCUGGCCAAGUCUGUGAGCUCCAAGGAGGAGUCCGGAACUGCCAGCCUGCCCGUGGCCUCUGCUCCAUCUCUGUGGGGGCCAACCUCACCACCUUUGAUGGGGCUCACAAUGCCAUCAGCUCCCCUGGUGUCUAUGAGCUUUCUUCUCGAUGCCCGGGACUCCAGAAGACUGUGCCCUGGUACCGCGUGGUUGCUGAUGUCCAGCCUUGCCAUGGCAAUGACAAUGUUGUGGACAAGGUCCACAUCUUCUUUGAGGAUGGAAUUGUGACUGUGACCCAAAGCAAGGGCGUGUGGGUGAAUGGUCUCCGAGUGGAUCUCCCAGCUAAUGUGUUAACAUCUGUGUCUGUGAGGAGGAUGCCUGACGGUGCCAUGCUCAUCCACAAGAAGGCAGGGGUCCAGGUCCGGCUUGGAACCGACGGGCAGCUGGAUGUGAUGGCCGGUGAUGACCAUGCAGCCAUGCUGUGUGGGGCCUGUGGAAACUUUGAUGGGGACCAGAAAAAUGAUGUGCUUGACUCUCAGGAGAAGUGGAAAGCACAGGACUUCUCCUCAUGUUCCAACUGAUCAGUCAUCACUGGCAACGGACACCCCAAGACCUGCUUCUUCCAGAAGUUCCAGUGACUGAAGGAUGUCCUGUGUGUCCCUUCCCUGUUCCCCCCCUUUGCUGAGCCACUGAGGCCAA
Messenger RNA from Onychomys torridus (southern grasshopper mouse), 4918 nucleotides. It is a transcript of the gene Fcgbp, whose product is annotated as Fc fragment of IgG binding protein. The transcript is spliced from 13 exons. NCBI's taxonomy places the organism in Eukaryota, Metazoa, Chordata, Mammalia, Rodentia, Cricetidae. Gene Ontology annotation, molecular function: protein binding. The record is from RefSeq and is a predicted model, not a curated record. The coding region runs from base 1 to 4800 and encodes 1599 amino acids.